Molecule: messenger RNA, 1015 nt
Organism: Parasteatoda tepidariorum (common house spider)
Lineage: Eukaryota; Metazoa; Arthropoda; Arachnida; Araneae; Theridiidae
Source: RefSeq, a predicted model, not a curated record
AUGAACUUUAAAAAAAUUAUCGAACCUCUGAUUAAAGAACAGAAAGUUAAAAUUAAAGAACCUCUUACUGCUACAAAGGAAAUAAAACCGAACCAUGAUGUUUUAUCUUCAAUUUUAACUGUAAAAACAAAACCAAAGAGCACAAUUAAAGAGGAUCUAAAAGAGGAAGGCUUUGAAAUGGGCGAAGUUCUCGGUGAAGGAUCAUAUUCAGUUGUAAGAGCUGCAACUUAUAAGAAAACUGAUAUUGCUGUGAAAGUUAUCGAUCGAGCGAAAGUUUCUCACGAUUUUUCUUCCAAGUUUCUUCCACGUGAAGUUGAAAUUUUGAGUAAAAUAAAGCACAAAAGUAUCAUAAGCGUCAUAAAGAUCUUCAACUAUCCAACGAAAGUUUAUAUAUUUAUGGAAUAUCUGCCAAGGGGAGAUCUUCUGCAACAUCUAAGGGAAGACGGGAGUUUAGGAGAGAAGAAAUCUAAGCAUUAUUUCAAACAAAUGGUGGGAGCACUUCAAUAUUUACACGGCCAAAAUAUUACGCAUAGAGACCUCAAAUGUGAAAAUAUCUUGUUGGACAAUAAGGAUGGCAUUCGAAUAAUUGAUUUCGGGUUUUGCAGAAAAGUAGUGACUUCUUCUGGACGAAGGGUUUUAUGCGAAACAUAUUGCGGCAGCACAGCAUACGCAGCUCCUGAAGUACUACAGGGCACUCCAUAUAAUCCCAUGCUUUACGAUGUGUGGAGUCUGGGUUGCAUUCUUUUCAUUAUGGUGACUCGAUGUAUGCCAUUCGACGAAAGCAACGUUAGAUUAAUGGUCGAAUAUCAACUAAAAAGAAAAAUCAAGUAUCCAAGAAGAGUAACUGUCAGCUUUGAUGUUAGAGAUAUCAUUCAAAAAAUGCUGGAGCCUGAUGUCACGAAAAGAAUAUCUAUGGACAGGAUAAGCCAACACAAAUGGCUAACAGAAGAUGAUGAGUUAUUAAAAUAAAUAUAUAAAUACCUCACAUAAAAAUGCUACUUACUCUUCCAUAAAU